This is a messenger RNA of Ciona intestinalis (vase tunicate), 2150 nucleotides long. The record is from RefSeq and is a predicted model, not a curated record. NCBI's taxonomy places the organism in Eukaryota, Metazoa, Chordata, Ascidiacea, Phlebobranchia, Cionidae.
UUACCAACUCUCGCUGUGACAUAAUAGUUACACCAAUUACCAUCGCGAGAAAAAGCUCCUUCUUCUUUAAUUAUUCAUCGUUUCAAGUUGCGUCACACAAGCCAUUGUGACGUUUGCAGUGGAAGCAGUUUGGCUAAAAGUUGGUAAGGAGGUCAAGCUGUUUACGUUAUGGUGAUGUCAUCAGUAAUUGUUCACGUGAUCAUGACGUCAUUGGUAGUUGUAUACAUCAUGGUGAUGUUAUUUCAUGUGUAAAAAUUUCUAACUUUAAUGUUUAUAGUUAAGCUACGUAAUCGAUAGUUUUUUACGACGUCAUUGAUACGUCAUGGGAAUAAAUGUAAGCAGAGGAAGCAAGAAAGUUUUACGUCACGAUGACGUCACAACUUCUAGAAAUACAAACCUACGUCAUCGGUAUGGACAGGACAUCCGUAAGAGGGCGCUGCAGGCGGAAUAUGAAGCUUGGUUGCGAUCGUUGGGAUCUGUUGAUCACGUGGGUGAGGGUCACGAGGUUGGGGGUCAGGGGAAAAGUUUGUUUCGAAAAGUGACGUCACUAUUAUCAUCGAAGCAGCAUCGAAAGACACCCAUUGUUUGGCCGCAUGACGUCAGAAAGGGUGACGUAAUACCGAAAAUUCGAUUGAGCUUUGCAGAAAGUAAAAACACAAGAAAGCUCCCACCGCUGCCUAGGAGGGAAAGUAAAAAAGAAAUAAACUCAUUCGCGCCACCUAGCGACGAAGAGUUUUACUCUUGGUCGUUUCAAUCUUCAGGAACGGACAAACGAGGUCAACGUUGGGACCAGAGACCCCGGGACCAACCGCUAAAGAAGGAAACAAGCGACAUCGCGAAGUCAGGGUAUCCAGAACGACGUCAUACGUGGGAAAUCCCCUUUGAUUACAACGCAAUUCAAGGUUCGUCAUGCAUCGUUGGGCCCAAGGUACUACCCACUCUAUCGCCAUCUAGCGGUUAUCACUUAGCGACAUCUGGUGUCCAUAAGGCAAACAGCGAUUCGUCCACUACAAACAGAGGGAAAAGAUCACGUGACCAACUCGACUCUGAGAUUAUUACGUCAUCAGGAGGAAGUUCCCCCAAACCGAUAUCAUUAUCAGAAAAACGGAAGUUAAAACGCGUCAUUAAUGAAAUGAGUGACGACUUUCGGCGACAAUUCAUUCAAAAACCAACGGUGGUUCCGCCACAUACAACAGUGGAUUCGCCACAAACAACGGUAGAUUCGCCACAAACAACGGUAGAUUCGGCACAUACAGCGGUAGAUUCGCCACAUACAACGGUAGAUUCGCCACAUACAACGGUAGAUUCGCCACAUACAACGGUAGAUUCGCCACAUGUGAGAACAUUAAACUUUGGGCCGGGCAGCGAGAACUUUUUUCUCCUGGGUUCAAUCAAGAGGUGUCGGGAAAGACUUCGACCUGUUGGAGGUUCAACGGGAGACCAUGACGCAACCGAUGACGUCAUGGAUGACAUGAUACACGAGUUUGAACCUAGGGGGUUAAGGUCGCAUCGACCAAACUCUGAGACGAUGAGCACGCCAACUUUACUGUGGAGAAAAAAUACGAUGGCGUCAUCGAUGACGAGCAUGAAGGAAGUGACGUCACCGUACAAGAACUUUACCGAUUCGUCAACCACUCGUGGCACGUGGUCUACAUCGACCAAUCACACGACGCGUAGCUCGCAUCAAGAUGAUGUCAUACAAGAUGACGUUACAAAGUCAAGCAGUAGCAGCGGAAGUUUCAGAUCAGAUGAUCUUUCCUACGAAACAGACGAAGAUUUCACAGAUCAACCUUCCGAUUCGGGAUACGGCGUUCCUAUUGGUUACCGGUCAUCAGGCGAUCGUUACCAUGGUGAUCGUGAUGCGCAUAGCAACCAACCACGUGACCACGGUCGUCAUAGCAACCAGAUCCCACAGCAACGUAGUCUCGAGGACAAGAUUGACGUCAUGGUGACGUCAUUAAUGGAGAAUAAAUUCCCCACCAGAGCGCGACAGAGAGUUACUUCCGGUGUAUCUGCUGACGUCAUACAGGAUAUGAUCGAGCGCAAAAUCGCGUCGAUUAUGACGCAAAUGAUGAAUCCAAAGUUUCGUAACGAUAUGUGAGAAUAGAAACAAUGCCCCUCACAAUCACCAUUAUGAUGUACCAUUGUUA